CAAGGCGCCGCCGCUAAGCGUCAACAACAACAAGGUGUUCUUCACAAAAGUGAAAACAUAUCUUGAGUUUCUUGAACACUUGAAUUCAAAUUAAUUUUGAUUUUAAGGUCCAUAAGGCGCAUAGAACCUCAAACCUCUACAAAGUUGCAACAUAUAAGUUAAAAUGGGAGUUCCAGCAUUUUUCCGGUGGCUGUCUCGGAAGUAUCCUUCUGUCAUUGUUCCUUGUAUAGAAGAGAAAGGAAAAGAUUUCGAUGGAAAUAUCAAAACAGUUGACUCAUCAGAACCAAAUCCAAAUGGUGUGGAAUUUGACAAUUUGUACUUAGACAUGAAUGGUAUCAUUCACCCUUGUACCCAUCCUGAAGAUAGACCUGCCCCUAAAAAUGAAGACGAAAUGAUGGUGGCAAUAUUUGAAUGCAUUGAUCGCUUAAUGAGAAUUGUCAGACCAAGGAAGGUCUUGUACAUGGCUAUUGAUGGUGUUGCACCCAGAGCCAAAAUGAACCAACAAAGAUCAAGAAGAUUUAGAGCAUCAAAAGAAACUGCUGAAAAAAUAGCCGAGGUAGCAAGAAUUCGAGCUGAGUUGGCUGAAAAGGGUGCUUAUCUUCCCCCUGAAAAGCCAAAGGGAGAUCAUUUUGACAGUAAUUGUAUCACUCCGGGUACACCUUUCAUGGCUCGUCUUUCUGCUUGUCUGCAUUAUUAUAUUCAUGCUCGACUCAAUAGUGACCCAGGCUGGAAAAAUAUUAAGGUUAUUCUAUCAGAUGCUAAUGUACCUGGUGAGGGUGAGCACAAAAUCAUGGACUACAUUAGGAAGCAACGAGCUCAACCCAAUCAUGAUCCAAAUACUCAACAUGUCCUUUGUGGAGCAGAUGCUGAUCUAAUCAUGUUGGGUCUUGCAACUCACGAACCAAACUUUACUAUUAUCAGGGAAGAAUUCAAACCAAACAAGCCAAGGCCAUGUGAUAUCUGUGGACAAGUGGGUCAUGAAAUGAAGGAGUGUACAGGUGCAGAGCCAAGUGCAGCUGACACAGGUCCUUCGUAUGGAAGUGAACAAGAAUUCAUAUUUGUUCGCUUGUGCGUUCUUCGUGAAUAUCUGGAAAGGGAAUUGGCCAUGCCCAACUUGCCUUUCCGAUAUGACUUUGAGAGAGCUGUUGAUGAUUGGGUUUUUAUGUGUUUCUUUGUGGGCAAUGAUUUCUUGCCACAUCUCCCAUCUCUUGAAAUCAGGGAAGGUGCAAUAGAUCGAUUGGUCAACUUGUACAAGAAAACUGUUUACAAGACUAAUGGUUGGCUUACAAACAGUGGUGAGGUUUAUUUGGACCGAGUGCAAUUAAUAAUGGCAGAUUUAGGUGAUGUAGAAGAUGAAAUAUUCAAGAAACGCCAACAAGAUGAAAUUGCGUUCAAGCAAAGAAUGAAGGCUAAAAAUCAGCGAAUGAAACGCAUGCGCGACUUUAAGCCUCAGUGGGUGCCAAGUGGACAGUUUGCACCUCAGCCAUUAGGAAGGGGUGCCUCUGUUGCUCCUGUUCAAAAUGCGAGGAUGGAAGCAUUCCAAAUGAGGCGCCAAGGAAUGGCUACUGAUAGUACCGUUGGAAGGCAGCUAGCGAAUUCAGAUGCUAAUGCAGGACUUCAGGCUCUUAUGACACCUAUGGGGGGGUCGUCAGGGGAUCAAAGACCAGAAAAGAGAAAGAGAGAAGAUGAGGAGGAAGAAGAUGAGAAUCCUAAUGAUGAAGUUAGAUUGUGGGAAGAUGGUUUCAAGGAUAGAUAUUAUGAGUCAAAAUUUGAUGUUGGUAAAGAAAAUAUUGAAUUCAGGUAUAAAAUUGGACACCACUAUGUUCGUGGUCUUUGUUGGGUUUUGCAGUAUUAUUACCAGGGAUGUGCAUCUUGGGAUUGGUACUUUCCGUACCAUUAUGCACCCUUUGCAUCUGAUUUUGUGAAUGUUGCUGAAGUACCUCAGAAAUUUGAUAAGAACACACAGCCAUUCAAACCAUUAGAGCAGCUUAUGGGUGUAUUUCCUGCAGCCAGUAGAAGCCACGUACCUGAACCAUGGGGCCGCUUGAUGAUAGAUCCUGAUUCUCCCAUUAUUGAUUUCUAUCCCGAUGAUUUCAAAAUUGAUUUAAAUGGGAAAAAGUUUGCUUGGCAGGGUGUGGCACUGCUUCCAUUUGUGGAUGAAAAAAGAUUAUGGAAAGCAUUGGAAGAAUACUAUCCUCUGCUCACCCCGGCUGAACUCAAGCGAAAUGUGAGGGGUGAUGAUAGACUCUAUUUACCUAAAGGAAAUUCUUCCUUCAAACAUCUGACUGGCUUGUAUAACAAUUCAAUUGAUCCUGAAGUUGAAACAGAUGUGGAAAUUGAAGGCAUGCAGGGUAGAGUGCUUUUGGCAGAAGAAAACGUCAGACAGGGUGGGUCUUUGGAGUCACCCGUGAUGGGUCUUCCUGUGCUCCGUGACAAUUCUGUUGUGCAUGUUCGUUUUCGAGAUCCGAAGUAUGGUGAAGAUUAUGUGUUCCCUGCGACACGUCUGCGUGGAGCUGUGGAACCCCCUCGCGUUUUGAAACCUGGUGACGAACAUCAAGGACAUCGCAGUUGGAAACCUCAAAUAGGAAUGGCACCUGCAAGGCAUCAAGCAUCAUUAAUGGAUGCUGGUCAUAGAAUGCUUGGUCAUCAUGUACCAAGGGGAGGAAGAGGAGGAGGGGGAGGAGGAGGUGGUGGUGGUGGACAUUACAGUUCAGUUCCACCCCCAAUGUCUGGUGGGGGAGGCAGAGGAGGAGGAAGGGGUGGCUAUGGCAACCAAGGAGGCUAUGGAUCCCGUGGAGGUCACGGAAACCAAGGAGGCUAUGGAUCUCGUGGUGGGUACGGAGGUGGAAAUCGAGGUCACUCAAGAUCACACAAUGAUGGUAACAAUCAGCAGGGAUAUAACGGUGCUGGCCAGGGCUAUUCCUCCCAGUCAUCCCAUAGGGGUGGUCAAAGUUACAAUUACCAAGGGGGUGCACAGUCAUCUUACCCAAGCUAUUCCAGUAAUAGCAGAGGUGGUUAUCAAUCAGGCAACUCUGGUGGUGGCUACAAGCCUGCAGGGGGAUACCAGUCUUCAGGUUAUGAAUCAUCUAACCAAGGUGGUUACCAAUCCUCAAAUAAAGGUGGUUACCAAUCAUCCAAUGCUGGCGGCUAUCAGUCAUCAAACAAUUACCAGGCCUCAUCCAGUAGGGGCUCUUUCAGGGGAAAUAGAGGUAACAACCAAAGUUACAACUCAAGGCGUUAGGAAAUAUCCUCAAAGUCAGACUUUUCAGACUUGUCUCUAACUUUAUCAAAUUGAGUUUUUUAUUAUAUAAAUUUAGAUUUAUUUAAAACAUAUAUGUUAAAAUUCUUUGUACUGCUUUCAAUGUUACAUGACUUUGUAUGUAUGUUUUGACUGCUUGCAUUUGACCUUCAAAGUGCAAAUGGCAGAUGAUUAUUGUGAAAUUGUUCAGUAUACAUCAUUCUAAACUGAAGUCAUUGAGACUCCUGUAUAUAUUUUGUAAUGUAACUUAUAUAUCAUGUACCUGGUCUCAACAUCAAUCUGAUGUUAUUUGUCAAUUUAGUCUUGUUGAACCUGAUUGGCCUGUGAUGUUUAUAACUUUUUCAAUGAUAACUAUCUAUCAUUCCAAAUGCACCCCCAGGUAGCAAGGCCUGCAUUUCUUGGGCAUUUUAAGCGCAUUUUAGGCGCAUCAAUGCGCCUUCAAAGCACGGCUCUGCUACCUGGGCCAAUCACAGUUUGAAAUCUUGUGUUAAAUUUUAAUCGAUACCAAGGUUUCUAACUGAGAGAGCAAUCAUGUAAAAGAAAGCACUUGCAUAUUAUCAAAUAUGCAUACCAUAGUUAGUGUUAAUUUAAUAGCAUGUCCCAUUUAACUAUGAAUUGUUAUGAGACAUUUUCGCUAAGAUAGUGUAAUUGACUUUUUAUUCAGUGUUUUCCUAACAAGCCCAAUUUACGGUUUCUAUGAAAAUGAAUAUUUUCUCAUGACGUAGUAUUCAUCUUUUUUUAAAAAAAAAAGCUUGCUGAACUUUUGGAGACAGUGAAGCUACUGACAUUCAAAAUGCAUGAUCUAUUAUAGUGUUUUUUUUCUGGUUUGCCUAAGAUAUCCUGUAUACAGACUGCAAUUUCUUUCAAUCUUUCUUAUUGGCUUUUUCUUGGUAUCAACCUUUUGAGUUCUAUUCUUCAAGGAAUGUGUUUGCUAUGAAAUACCUCUUUUCUUUUUUAACCAUUGUAACGAUCUAUAGGUUUAGAGAUUCCUUUUUUUUAGAUACAUUUGUUUGUAAGAUCAUGCAAUGAAAAAAAAUUAUAAAGAGGAAUAGAUACAGACUGGACCAAAUAGCUUGCUCCUUUCACAUGCACCUAUAACCAUGUAGUCUGCACCAAUGCUGAAUAAAAUGCAUAACAAAAGCUGAA
Molecule: messenger RNA, 4405 nt
Organism: Frankliniella occidentalis (western flower thrips)
Lineage: Eukaryota; Metazoa; Arthropoda; Insecta; Thysanoptera; Thripidae
Gene: Rat1
Product: 5'-3' exoribonuclease 2 homolog
Exons: 13
Coding region: 164-3241 (1025 amino acids)
Biological process (GO): nuclear-transcribed mRNA catabolic process
Cellular component (GO): nucleus
Molecular function (GO): RNA binding; 5'-3' RNA exonuclease activity
Source: RefSeq, a predicted model, not a curated record